AUGCAGAAUGCCCAACCGUGGCAGGAUGCUGGCGUGGGGUCUACGGACCUGAAGCGCGCUCUCUCUGCCAUCUCAGAUAUCCCCGAAUCACUCCUAAGAGCAGAACUUCAACGACGAAAUGUAGGUCGAGCCUCUGACCCGGCCGGUGAGGCCCCGGCCUGUGGUUCUGGCCAAAGAGGCGUCUAUAACACUCCACUACACGUUAUGGCGCUCUUCUUGAUUCUGGUAUUGAGUACAUUUGCCUGCUCAUUCCCUGUUCUUGCACGCCGAUUCCCUGGCCUUCCAAUCCCCCGCCGCUUCCUCUUCAUCUCGAGACAUUUCGGAACAGGUGUAUUGAUUGCGACGGCCUUUGUCCACCUCCUGCCAACAGCAUUCGUAUCGUUGACCGAUCCAUGUCUGCCGCGGUUCUGGAGCCGAACGUAUCGUGCCAUGGCAGGCUUCGUGGCCAUGAUCGCAGUCUUCGCUGUGGUCUUGGUGGAAAUGUUCUUUGCGAUGAAGGGUGCGGGCCACGUCCACGCAAAUGAUUAUGAUACGCUCAUGGGGGAUAUCGGCCGUGAUUCUAUGGACGAUUUCCAGCAUCAAGAUUCAAGUUAUGCGCAUUUGGGGGCCCGCGGUCCAUCUUCCAAUAUUCUUAUGGAAGGUCUACGGCAGGAUGAGCAUGGGGAUGCUGAGAGGGCUUCCGGUUCUUCGCACGAUUUUGAACGGUCACCUCUCAGCGGUGCUCAUCCGGAUAAGGAGGACGAGGAGAACGCUGAUAUUGAGGGACUUGACCCGUACGCGGAUGAUGUUCCCAUCAAUGGGCAGCCGCAACAACCUUCAGGUCCUCACCAGCGUCACCGGGCGCGUGCCACUCCCAACUUUAGGAAUCAGGAUGACUUGGCCUCGCCGAUGCAGAACCCACAACGGCAGCUUCUUCAGUGUCUUCUCCUUGAGGCUGGCAUCCUAUUCCACAGCAUCUUCAUCGGCAUGGCUCUCAGCGUCGCAACUGGCACGUCAUUCGUUGUUCUCCUGGUCGCUAUCAGUUUCCACCAGACCUUUGAAGGCUUCGCUCUGGGAGCUCGCAUUGCCUCUCUCAUCCCUGACCUCUUCUCACCGACUUCUGCAAAGCCGUGGCUCAUGUGCCUGGCGUACGGAACGACUACUCCUAUCGGCCAAGCCAUUGGCCUUGUUUUACAUAAUCUCUAUGAUCCCGCCAGUACGACUGGACUGCUGAUGGUGGGUAUCACCAAUGCCAUUAGUAGCGGUUUGCUGCUCUUUGCAGGUCUGGUGGAGUUGCUUGCCGAGGACUUCUUGAGUGAGUCGAGUUAUCAGACUCUCAAGGGUAGACGGCGUGUUGAAGCUUGUAUAUCAGUUGCUUGUGGUGCUCUCCUGAUGGCUUUCGUUGGGGCUUUUGCCUAG
This is a messenger RNA of Penicillium subrubescens, 1398 nucleotides long. Its product is annotated as putative ZIP family zinc transporter. Gene Ontology annotation, cellular component: plasma membrane. NCBI's taxonomy places the organism in Eukaryota, Fungi, Ascomycota, Eurotiomycetes, Eurotiales, Aspergillaceae. The record is from RefSeq and is a predicted model, not a curated record. Gene Ontology annotation, molecular function: zinc ion transmembrane transporter activity. The transcript is spliced from 3 exons. Gene Ontology annotation, biological process: zinc ion transmembrane transport. Bases 1 to 1398 code for a protein of 465 amino acids.